Molecule: messenger RNA, 848 nt
Organism: Lathyrus oleraceus (garden pea)
Lineage: Eukaryota; Viridiplantae; Streptophyta; Magnoliopsida; Fabales; Fabaceae
Product: chaperone protein dnaJ 20, chloroplastic
Exons: 1
Coding region: 75-584 (169 amino acids)
Cellular component (GO): chloroplast
Source: RefSeq, a predicted model, not a curated record
UAACAUUCUUCUGUCUAUAAAUAAUUGAACACCCACAUGCAUUCUCAAAAACAUAGAGAAAAACAAGAAACAAGAUGAAUGUUUUAUUAUCCUUAAACUCAAACUCAAGCCUAAUCAACAUUUCAAAACCAUACAAACAUCAUCAUAGUCUUCCACUUUCAAAUAAUCAUCAAAGACAACCUCGUACAAAACAGUUUUCUGUUUCAUGCAGAGCCACAAAAAGUGAUGGAAACUUGUACAAGAUACUAUGUUUGAGUUCCAAUACAGCAACAACAGAUGAUAUAAAAAGAGCAUAUAGAACAAUGGCUCUUCAGUAUCAUCCUGAUGUUUGUCGUGAUGGUUUGAAGAAAGAGGAAUCAACGAGAAUGUUUGUAAAACUGAAUGAAGCCUAUAAGAUAUUGUCAAAUCCAAAGCUUAAAGAAGAGUAUGAUUCAGAGUUAUUGGGUUUGGCUGAUUUGAGAAGAAGUAAGUGGAUGGAACAAGUUGUUGAAUUGAAUAGAAGAUCUCAUACACGUAAGAGUGGUGCAUCAUGGGGUAGUAGAAUGAGAGCCAAGAACAAUAUCAACAAAGAUGAUCAUAACUAGUCUUUUUAAUUAGCUUGAUCUCCUUUGUGAUUAUUUUGUUGUAUGAUUUCAUAUAAUUAAUAUUACAUUCAUUCUAUUGAUAAAAAAAAAACUGUUUGAUACAAAAAAAAAACAAUAUCUAAAAGAAAAUGAUUGAAUUUGUCAACUUGUUAGGACAUGAUGUUUUUCUUUACAUACAAAAUAAGGGUGGUUUUUAUUUGCAAGUGGGCUUAAAAUCCUUUUUAAAUUGGGUUUAUUCUAAUAGUAGUUUAUUUAAAAGAUUAU